AGCCCGUAUGACGACAAUGGCAGAUGGCAUAGACUAUCUGCAUGUCGCUGCCGACAUCCUAUGUGAUUUCUUGGAGGUGGCGGUACACAUGAUUGUUUACAGACACGACGUCUAUCCGUCAGCCAUCUUCGAGUCUCGCAGGAAGUAUGGCGUGCCAACAAAGAUGUCAGUUCACCCAGAGUUGAACAGCUACUUACAGUCGUGUCUGUGUGACACACGAACACUCCUACUUGCCCGUGACCUUGAUCGUAUCGUCGUGGCGAUACUGGACACGAGUGGUGCACCGAUUACCAAGUAUACGUUCGAGGUGUGGCUGCCUGCGGAACCGUCGGCUGGUGGGGAUGAGUACCUAGUGCAGGUGGAGCAAGCCUUCCGCGAAUUCCUGUUAAAAGUUGGUGCAUGCGAUACAGAUAUGGAAGCACUAGGAAACUGCAGUUUCGCCCUGCAGCUGCACUCCACGGCAGCCGGGCUGCUUGCGCUUAAAAACGGUGCUUUGCCAUGGGUAACAUGCGAAACGGCGCAGCGCCUCAUUCAAGGCGAUGCUCGUAUUGUCCCUUUGAAAUCGUACUAUUGUGAACUGUUCAAAAUGCAGCUGUAUGUGGAAAAGAGGUGACAACUACUUUGCAUCAGGAAUGUGGCAGUACUAAAAAGAAACAAUUGAAGAUAGAAAAUUGGAAAAAUGUUCAACGGUUUGGAGUGAAUGAGAGGCAGAGGAUUACCUCUGUAUUAGUAGUGUUAAAUUUCUUGCUCUUUAUGUGCCAGGAUUUUACAGAAGCCAAUAUUUGUGGGGUUUUAAAAAUGGUAACUAAAUUCCGUAUUCUCCUUACGUAACAAAAUCAAUUAUGUUGUGUUGUUGAAAAAUUUGGCAGGCUAUAUUUAUUAUACUGUUUUGAUGAUUAUGUGGUAUUGGAAAAAGUUAAAACUAUGAACUGCUUAUUGAAAUGCAUGAGAAAAGAUGGAAAAUGUUUGUCAAUGGUAUUUUUACUGGAGCACAAAUGAAAGAAGUGGACGCUAGAAAAGCUUACAAAAAUCACUGGCUAUGAAGUUAUUUGUUGAAAAUUUGUAAUGUAUAUAUUUGUGAAAUAAACUAGCAGCAAUCACUGCUAUAUAUAAAUA
This is a messenger RNA of Priapulus caudatus, 1116 nucleotides long. RefSeq names its product mitotic spindle assembly checkpoint protein MAD2B-like. Gene Ontology annotation, cellular component: zeta DNA polymerase complex. The coding region runs from base 8 to 613 and encodes 201 amino acids. Lineage: Eukaryota; Metazoa; Priapulida; Priapulimorpha; Priapulimorphida; Priapulidae. The transcript has a single exon. The record is from RefSeq and is a predicted model, not a curated record.